Grus americana (Whooping crane) is the source of this 2975-nucleotide messenger RNA. RefSeq names its product RD3 regulator of GUCY2D (gene RD3). Bases 145 to 738 code for a protein of 197 amino acids. Lineage: Eukaryota; Metazoa; Chordata; Aves; Gruiformes; Gruidae. The transcript has 3 exons. The record is from RefSeq and is a predicted model, not a curated record.
UCCGCCCGACUGAAACCGGCGGCAGCGGCGGUUCCGCUCAACUUCGGCGAAGGGGCGGUGUUGAGGCGGCGCUGCCCCGGAGCGGCGCGGCCGCUCGCCUCAGCGUCGGCACGGGAGCGAGUGGCCCGCGGCACACAGAGCACUAUGUCACUGGCAUCCUGGUUCAGGUGGAAUGAGCCCCCAAACCGCGUUUCCCAGAGGAACCCCACAGAAAUGGUGGUUGAGACGCUAAUGAUGGAGCUGAGCUGGCAGACCAAGCAGGCAGAGAAGCAGCAGCGAGAGCGGGAGAAUGAGUAUCGCAAGAUCAAGACUGGGGUGGACUACGGCUGGCUGGUUAGCUAUCCAAAGCAGAGCUAUGAUAUCAGCCCAGGAGAACGGCUGCAGCUGGAGGAUAUGUGUACCAAAAUACAUCCUUCCUACUGUGGGCCUGUCAUACUCAGAUUCCGGCAACUUGUUGCUGAAUAUGAACCAGAAGUGCAGGAAGUAUCCCGGCUCUUCCGCUCUGUCCUGCAGGAAGCUGCUGAGAAGAUCAAAGAGGAGGAAGAGGCCAAGAAGCUUGCCAGGCAAUGGAACACAAAGAACAAAACCAGCCUCUCCUUAACAACGUUUAAAUCCCGGUCCAGGAUUUCCCCAUUCAUCAGUGACAUCAAGACCAUCUCUGAAGAUGUGGAACGGGGCACCCAGCCCACCAGGAGGGUUUGGAGCAUGCCAGAAUUUCGGAAUACCAAGGAUUACUGACUCUAUACUGAACAAGGUUUUUAGAGUGAUCUUUCAAAAUCCCAGUUAACCCUUUUCUAGCUCUACUGUUUCUUCUUUGCUCCAGCUCUCUCUUCCUGCCUGUCUCUCUCUUGGAAGCUGUGUCCAUAGUAACUGCUGCUGAUGCCCAUGGUGUGUGACACAAUUUAUUACCAAACAUGUUAGCCUUUCCUUUAAUUUAGUAGUUAUUCAGUAACCUUAAGGGGAAGGCUCACUUACUGUCUUAUUUUUAUUACUGCUUUCUUGUGGAAAAUGAAUUACUUUUGUGAUGUCUGUCUUCUCCCUUUCCCCUCCUAGCCUGGAUGCAGUUUUUGGCCCAAGCUAGUGAGAGCUGCUGUCUGGACCAAUUUUGCUGAAAGCAAGACAGCCACUUACAUGAAUAAGGCUUGCAGGAUCAGGCCUGUGAGUUAAAGCUAGUAUCUGAUUUGGAACUGAACUUCCUUUUGCAACUAAUAACCUUCCUCAGUGCUAGAAGAAACUUUACAGGUAACCUCAGCACUGUUCUUGAUCAGCUUUUUGCUGACAAUUAGCGAUCAAACCUAAAUAGAAACAGACUCAAGCUUUUUGUGAUGAAAGACCAAUAUUAUUCCACAGCAACCAGCUUAUGCAUGCUCAGGUGUCUUGGGUAUUUUCUCUUUUGUGCAGGCAGAACCCCCUGAAAUUUGCACCUGCAGAGUAGAUGAUAGAAAUUUAACAACCUGCUGUUGUUAUACAGGCGGAUACAUCAGUGCUGUUCUUGGUCCUCAGUGUUCUGUGUUGCUGAGGUAAGUGUUCCACCCUGCAUCCCAAUAAUAUGUCAGUGGGCUGAAAUUAAUGUUUAUGGCUAAGCCUGAAAGAGGACCGAAGUAUCAUAUCAAUGUACAGGGAAGGGUGAAAGAAAUCAGCAUUUAUCUGCAGGGCUCUCUGUACAGCUGCAAUAGUUGAGAUAAUUUUAAGAAGCUGCUGCUGUGAGUGACUGAAGGGCUCUGGUAGAUGAAGAUCUGUGCCCUCAGUCUUCUCUCAUGAGUGCUCACAAGAGAGUUUUCCAGUAUCACAGGCUGCUGGCCAGUGAGUUGACAUUAUUACAAGUUUCUUUAAUGCAAACUGAGUAGCUUAUAGGCCAGCAUGGUUCUGCUGAGACCCUGAAGAAACAGGAAAAGGCUGCUGAGGAAAAGCUACUGGGGCUCUAACUCAGCAUCUGUAUGGAGAACUGUCACCAGCAAAGAUGACAAUGGCAUGCUGUAAAAAAUCAUGGGUCCUGCAGAGAAGCCAAGGAUUCUUUGUGGUGACUGCUUAGGAUGCUUUGUGGUGACUAACAGGAGAUGGGGAUUUCCCUCUAUGACUGGCUUUUGGGGAAUCAUCCCAGUGGGGUACAGCCUCCUGAAGGACCCUGUAGCUUUGUUGUUCUUUUGCCUGUUUCCCACUCUUCUCCCUGGGGAUCUUUGCAGCAGCACAUGGGUACUACAGCCAAGAUAAAACCCUUUGAAGCUGUGCCAACUCUGGGAAGAAUUCCAACAUGUGAAAUCUAUCCUAGAGUAGAAAUGUGCAGUUUCUUCCAGAGAUGGGGGAGGGCAGCAUAAAAAAAAAAUCAAGAUCAAACCCUUAAGAGCUCUCCAAGACACUGGGAUUCUGGCUCUUCCUCUCUCCCCUUUGGGCUAUCUAAGAUUGAACACAAGGCUUUCUUACUAGCACCAGGCUGUAGUUUCUAGUCCCUUGAUAAACUCUGUUGCCAGCAACCCUCCUAGGGACAGAAAGCAGAAGCUCACUUUUAAUUAAAAACUCAGGGCUUCCAAUUACAGCUUCCAGUUUGGGAUGGGCUAUUUCAACUCUAGGUCCAUGAGAGAGAGUUUAAAGCCUUCCGACAAUCAGCUUGGUGUUUUUUAGCUGUAUGUCCUUGUGAAGUAAUGUGAUUGUGUAUAUGAAGUAAAAACAAAGGCUUGACUUAGCAUAGCCUUAGCUGUCUAGAAGAUGUGGGAUCUCUAGCAAGGGAUCACAAUUUGUAGAAAAAUUCUCAUUUGGAAAAGAGUUAACUAUCUUUUUUUAUAUUUGCAAGCCACUUGUAUGGCACUGAAGGCUGAGAUGGGUUAAUGAAUUUCAUGCUACAGCUCUGUAGUCAUUUUACUUGCACUCACAUUCUAUUUUGACACUUUCAGUAUUGACUGUAUUGAUGCAGUAUUUGACGGACUGCUGGGAGAGAUGGGACAUUCUGACACACUGACAUAAAGCUCUUUGUUACAGUA